This is a messenger RNA of Ceratotherium simum simum (southern white rhinoceros), 3425 nucleotides long. RefSeq names its product helicase, POLQ like (gene HELQ). The record is from RefSeq and is a predicted model, not a curated record. Lineage: Eukaryota; Metazoa; Chordata; Mammalia; Perissodactyla; Rhinocerotidae. Gene Ontology annotation, molecular function: ATP binding; nucleic acid binding.
GUGGAUGGCCAGGCGCGCGAAGUUUCGCGCUGUUGCUGCCUGGCCUCGGUCUUCCACUCACUCCUCCGCUGGGGUUUGGCGGCUCGGUCACGGGGGACGACGUUUGGGCAGGGCCCUCGGCGCCUGCCAUGGAUGAAGGUGGUUCCCGCAUCCGCCGGCGGGUGUCUGUCCGCAAAAGGAACCGUCCUAUCCUAGGGAGCUUUCUUGACGCCCCCACCGCGGCCGAACUCAAGCCGGGCGAGGAGGAGGAGGACGAGGAGGAGAUGGUGGCUGGGAGCCGGCGGCGGAAAACCGUGGGCGUGCAACCGGUCGAGAAUAUUGACAGUGAGGAGGACAUGUUCGGUGAAUAUGAUAGCUUUGCUGAAAACUCUUUUUUAGCUCAAGUUGAUGACUUGGAACAAAAAUAUAUGCAACUUCCUCAACAUAGGAAACAUGCAACAGACCUUGCUCCUGAAGAUCUUUGUUCAGAAAGCAUCAAACAUCACAAACUCAGCACUACUACUGUAGGCAACUUUACUGAAUUAAAAACGGAUGGGUACACAAAGUACCAGAGCGGGCAUGAGGAUAUCUCUAUUGAACCUGGAGCUGAUCUUUUGUAUGAUGUACCUUCUUCACAGGUUUUAUACUUUGAAAAUUUGCAGAAUUCUUCAAAUGAUUUGGGCAAUCAGUCUACCAAAGAGAGGAAUUGGAACUCAUCCUCUCACAAGACUGUGAAGGAGGAAUUGCCCUGUAAUAGCAUGGAGCAACCCCAGCAAAUUAUAGAUGAAUCCUCUUCUACAGUCAGAACUAGUUCAGAUAUGAAUAGGAGAAAAAGUCUUAAAGAUCAUCUAAAAAGUACCAUGACUGGAAAUGCCAAGGCCCAAACACCAGUAUUUUCUAGAACUAAGCAGCUCAAAGAGACGCUCCUAUCUGAAGAAAUUAAUGUUGCUAAGAAAACAAUUGAGUCCUCAUCAGAUGACCUUGGUCCUUUUUAUUCAUUACCCAGCAAAGUGAGAGACCUUUAUGUUCAAUUCAAGGGAAUUGAAAAAUUAUAUGAAUGGCAACAUACUUGCCUAACGUUGAAGUCUGUACAAGAAAGAAAAAAUUUAAUAUAUUCCUUGCCAACGAGUGGUGGAAAAACCCUCGUGGCUGAGAUUUUAAUGCUGCAAGAACUGCUUUGCCGGCGGAGAGAUGUUUUAAUGAUCCUACCAUAUGUAGCAAUUGUCCAAGAAAAGAUUUCUGGUUUGUCAAGCUUUGGUAUAGAACUGGGUUUCUUUGUUGAAGAAUAUGCUGGAAGCAAAGGAAAAUUUCCCCCAAUUAAAAGAAGGGAAAAGAAAUCACUCUACAUUGCCACUAUUGAAAAAGGACAUAGUCUGGUGAACUCCUUGAUUGAAACUGGACGGAUUAGCAGUCUGGGUCUGGUUGUUGUAGAUGAGUUGCACAUGAUUGGUGAAGGAAGCCGUGGGGCCAUCCUGGAAAUGACCCUAGCAAAAAUCCUCUACACUAGCAAAACAACUCAAAUUAUUGGUAUGAGUGCAACGUUGAACAAUGUUGAAGACUUGCAAGAGUUCCUUCAAGCAGAAUAUUACACCAGUCAGUUUAGACCAGUUGAAUUAAAAGAAUAUCUGAAAAUAAACGAUAAAAUAUAUGAGGUUGACAGCAAAGCUGAGAAUGGCAUGACUUUUUCACGUGUCCUUAAUUAUAAGUAUUCUGAUACCCUGAAAAAGAUGGAUCCUGAUCACUUGGUAGCACUGGUGACGGAAGUUAUUCCCGAUUAUUCCUGCUUAGUUUUUUGUCCCACUAAGAAGAACUGUGAAAACGUGGCACAAAUGAUAUGCAAAAUUUUAAGCAAGGACCAUCUGAAACACAGGGAGGAAGAAAAGCAGGGGGUGAUUAAGAACUUGAAGAAUAUCAGCAGUGGCAACCUGUGUCCCGUGUUAAAGCGCACCAUCCCGUUUGGAGUCGCCUAUCAUCACAGUGGUUUAACGAGCGAUGAAAGGAAGCUCUUGGAGGAGGCCUACUCCACAGGGGUGCUCUGCCUUUUUACCUGCACAUCCACCCUGGCGGCUGGUGUUAACCUACCAGCUCGAAGAGUUAUUUUAAGAGCCCCCUAUGUUGCUAAGGAAUUUUUAAAAAGGAAUCAAUAUAAACAGAUGAUUGGCAGAGCCGGCCGUGCUGGACUAGAUUCCGUUGGGGAGAGUAUCCUUAUAUUGCAAGAAAAAGACAAGCAAAAGGUACUGGAGUUAAUAAGCAAACCGCUGGAAAACUGUUAUAGCCAUCUUGUUCAAGAAUUCACCAAGGGAAUCCAAACUUUGUUUCUCUCUUUGAUUGGUUUGAAGAUUGCAACAAAUCUUGGUGACAUAUAUCACUUUAUGAGUGGUACGUUUUUUGGUGUUCAGCAAAAGAUUUUGUUGAAAGAAAAAAGUCUCCAGGAAAUAACUGUUGAAUCACUUAGAUACCUGACAGAAAAAGGACUUCUACAAAAAGACACUAUUUCUAAGUCUGAAGAAGAGUUCCAACAUAGUUUUCAUAUUACAAAGUUGGGACGAGCUUCUUUUAAAGGAACUAUAGAUUUAGCUUAUUGUGACGUUCUCUACAGAGACUUGAAGACAGGUCUUGAAGGACUUGUCCUUGAAAGCCUUCUCCAUCUGAUUUACCUCACAACUCCCUAUGACCUGGCUUCUCAGUGUGACCCUGAUUGGAUGAUAUACUUCAGGCAGUUUAGCCAGCUCAGUCCAGCAGAAGAAAAAGUAGCUGCUCUUGCUGGAGUCUCUGAAAACUUUAUUUGGAAGAAAGCAUCAGGUCAAGCUAUCAAGAAGAAGGUGGACAAGGGCAUUGUCAACAGACUAUACCUGUCUUUUGUCCUUUAUUCCUUGCUCAAAGAGACCAACAUUUGGAGUGUGUCUGAAAAAUUUAAUAUGCCUCGAGGAUAUGUACAAAAUCUUCUCACUGGAGCUGCCUCAUUCUCAUCUUGUGUGUUACAUUUCUGUGAGGAACUUGAGGAGUUUUGGGUUUAUAGAGCCCUUUUGGUAGAACUUACCAAGAAGCUGACCUACUGUGUGAAGGCAGAGCUGAUCCCUCUCAUGGAAGUGACUGGAGUUUUAGAGGGUCGAGCAAAACAAUUAUACAAUGCAGGUUAUAAAAGUCUAAUACAUUUAGCUAAUGCAAAUCCUGAAGUGCUAAUAAGGACAAUUGAUCAUUUAUCAAGACGCCAGGCGAAGCAAAUUGUUUCAUCAGCAAAGAUGCUGUUGCAUGAAAAAGCAGAGGCUUUGCAAGAAGAAGCUGAAGCGUUACUGAGAUUGCCUCCUGAUGUCCCUGGUAUUGUGGCCUCUUCCGUUGAAAAGGCAUGAAGCUAUCCGAUGAGCAUUUUCAAAUAUGAAUUAUUUAUUGUACAUAUGUUUUAUUAAAGAUUUCCUAUAAUUUAUAAAUGAAAAAAUAUAUUUUAA